Glycine soja is the source of this 522-nucleotide messenger RNA. RefSeq lists its product as uncharacterized. Lineage: Eukaryota; Viridiplantae; Streptophyta; Magnoliopsida; Fabales; Fabaceae. The transcript is spliced from 2 exons. The record is from RefSeq and is a predicted model, not a curated record. The coding region runs from base 30 to 500 and encodes 156 amino acids.
AUAAUAAUUUGAAAAUAUCAUUUCCAAGAAUGUUUGGAAAUUCACUACAAAAAGAAUGCAAGAUUCCUCAAAUGGGUGUGUGGGAUGGAGAUACAUGGAUCUGGAAUUUAGCUUGGAGACAUAAUUGGUUCCUAUGGGACCAUGAUCUGGUGGCCACUUUUAUGGAAUUGAUUGACAACAAAAAAUCAAUUAUUAACAAGAAGGACAAUUGGGUGUGGAUGAACAACAGUGAAGGGACUUACUGUGUCAAACAUAUGUACAAAUCACUUUUAUCACAGGAGGGGGAGACUGAACAACACAUUGAUUCUAAAGUGUGGAGUACUCUGUGGAACAUCAAGGCAUCUUCUAAGGCUUUGGCAUUCUCGUGGAGCUUGCUGCUGAACAAAAUACAAAGCAAGGGGAUAGGAAAGACAAAGAGCAAUCAGAUAUGGAAAGUGGUGUGGGUAUUAUGGAGGCACCAAAACAACAUAAUAUUUAGAGAAGGAAAUCCUGACUUUUAGAAGAUUAUAGAUGACAUAAAGC